This is a messenger RNA of Notodromas monacha, 1016 nucleotides long. The record is from the annotation of a GenBank genome assembly. NCBI's taxonomy places the organism in Eukaryota, Metazoa, Arthropoda, Ostracoda, Podocopida, Cyprididae.
AUGAUGGAGAAGGGCCUUUUUUUGUCCGCCGCAUUGUAUAAAAUCGAAGUAUUAAUUAUUUUGCUGUGUAGGCUUCGUCGCCGUGUGAUCAUGAAAUUAUUCGGAAUCGUGCUGUGCUUCGCGGUGGUUUUCGCUGCUGAAGAAAAAGGACCGAAGGUGACGGAGAAGGUGUGGUUCGACAUCACGAUUGGUGGUGAGCCUGCUGGUCGGGUUGAGAUCGGCCUUUUUGGAAAAACUGUGCCGAAAACCGUUCGAAAUUUCAAGGAACUUGCUGAGAAGCCAGAGGGCGAGGGUUUCAAAGGAUCUUCUUUCCAUCGAGUCAUUAAGGAUUUCAUGAUUCAGGGUGGCGAUUUCACGAAAGGUGAUGGAACCGGUGGACGAAGCAUUUACGGAGAUCGUUUCGAAGAUGAGAAUUUCAAAUUGAAGCAUUACGGGGCUGGUUGGUUGUCUAUGGCAAAUGCUGGUCGUGAUACGAAUGGUUCUCAAUUCUUCAUCACCACGAAAGCAACUUCAUGGCUUGAUGGUCGACACGUUGUCUUCGGAAAAGUGCUCAAAGGAAUGGAUAUUGUGAGGAAGAUUGAAGCUUCGAAAACCGAUGGAAGGGACAGGCCAGUGGCUGCUGUAAAAAUCGCUGAUUCUGGCAGUGAAACUGUUUCCGCCCCUUUUGCUGUUGAAAAGGGCGACGCCUUGGAGUGAUCUUUUUUUUUUUUUUCUUGCCUGGGAAAAUUCGCAUUCCCUCUUCAGCAUUAAGAAAUUUGUCGAUCCUCUCUUGUUAUGGUUUGAAAAUUACACAUUUGUUUGGGUUGGAGUGAAAUUGACUUGGUCUCGUAUAUUUUUCGAACGUGGACAUUGAAGAAAGGUGUCGCAGCUGAGUCGGUGUCGAUUCCUGAUACUCAUGUCCUACAUCGAAAGCCGGUUUGCGAGUUUUUGCUGGAGACUGUUCGGUUUUUUGCAGCAAAUCGCACCUGAGCUUACAGUGAUACGAAUUUGGAAAAAAGAAAAGAUAGAAAUUAUCC